AUGGAUAAAGAUCGUUCUAAGAAGAAAGGAGAUACUCUUGGGAACCAGAUAAAGAGAAGUGCUGCAGGGCUAUUCGAGAAAUACAAACCAAAAAACCAAGGUAAAGAAAUCAGGAUCUUUAAAUAAAUGUAACUGUGAAGAAAGUGCUUCCUUUUUAAAGACAGCUGUAAACUGUUAGAGUUUCUCGUCUUCUGGCCAUUAAGGACAAUAAAUCAUAAUAAGCAUCAUACAUGUAUAUAAAAAUUCUGUUAUAAAAACUGUUAAUUCAUAAAGAGCAGGGGACGUGGUCCCCGCAACUCAAGUUUCUGCUGUUUAAAAUGUCGCAAAUAAACACUAAACUUGAACUUGAGUUUGUUUCAUGAGUUCAACCAUGGUAUGGUAUGUCAUGUACACAUUUUGUCAUUGGCAUAAAGAUGCCAGUACUCAUUGUUAAAUUAUAUUAAAAUUACAAAUAGUUGAGGAAAAUUCAAAAAAUGUUUUUUUUUUUUGAAGAUUUAUUAAAAGAUCCAUGAAUCUCCUACAAUUAGACAAAAAGCAUUUGAUCCAGUUCAUUGUCUCUAAUUAAGCAAUUCAUUGCACAACAUAAGUUGUGAACAAGACACUGGUGAAAUGACUAAUUAUUUGUUGUCGUAUUUCAAGGUCCAUCUGGAAGGGUUGAGCAAGCUGGCCCAAGCACAAGUUUUGUUACAGGUGAAUAAGAGAUUACUAAUUCAUUGUAUGUGAGAAUCACAACAGCUCCCUGACAGUAUCCAGCUUUUAAACUUCGUCUUCUAUCUAUUAAUUCUUCAAGGUUCAGAGCAGUGAAAUAUCUCCUCCUCUUUUUGGUACCUCUAACAGAGCUUAAGACGGAAUCCACCAGGACAUUGAGUGAUUUUAUUUUCAGUGCACAAAAACCUUGUACCAGAAUAAUUUAAAGAAUAUUACAUUCUUUUUUUACAUUUUCAUAGGCCAAAGAUGUAAUAAAUCAUCUUUAAUUACACCAAAGAAAAUUUCCUAUGGAAGUCCGAGAAAGUGAAUGUCAAAUUUCACAAGAAUUGUCAUUAUACCUGCCAGGUAAAAUUUCUAAAAAUUGCGUGUGUAAGAUGUAAUUUUGUGAAAUUUGACAUUCAUUUUCUCAGGCUCCCAUGAGAAAUUUUUUUUGGUGUUACUACAGAUGAUUUAUCACAUCAUGAUCUUUAGCCCUUGAAAAAUGUAAAAAAGAAUGCAAUAUGCUUUAAAUUAUUCUGGUACAAGAUUUUUGUCCUUUGAAAAUCAAAAUUACUCAAUGUUCUGGUGGAUUUCAUCUUAAAAUGAAUUUCUUCCAUGCUGACGAAGCAAGAUUGCGGUACCUUCUAGGGAUACUUUUGAGUUUUUUACUUGAGUAGCACCACAGUUGUUUAACAGGGUAGUAUCCCCUUCUCCCCACCACGCCCUGAUGACACUAGCAACCAACUUUACAGGGCUGUCAGUAAGGGCCGGGAGGCGUGGAUUUCCCCUGGCUACUAUGAGCAUGCAUGACCCCUGGUUACUAAAAAAUAGGACCAAAAGAAUUUCCAGGAUGUCCUAUUCCCUGCUCUGAAACUUAAAACCAUAGUGACAGCCCUGUACCCUAACCCAUAAAAGAAGCUCUCUGCUCUGCUGGCUUUAUUUUCUAGUUUUAGAUCAUUCUAGACAUCUACCCUCUGAUUGGUUGAUAGCUGUGGUUUAGAAAGGCCCAGUAAAUAUUUUGGGGGCUUAUUUCCUGUUUUGAAAAUGUUUUUGAACUGCAGCUGCUUACUAGAUGCCUUUCAGAAUCAACUUAAUGUGUAGCAAAAAUCCUGCAUACCCAAGUUUAAAACAUAAACUGUGAACAGACAUCAGUUAGUGAAUUAAAAUGUCAGUAUCGCCCACAAUUAAGUAAAAGCUAAGAUGUAAGCUUUCAGUCCCAAGACAAGCUGCUCAGUCCUUUUUGUUAUUGAAACUUUAUUAUUCAAACCCAGAAUCUAAAAUGUGAGUAACAAAAAAACUGACAGAUUGAUAAACAUCCCCAAAUACUUUUGAAUAACUGUUUUUUAAAUGUCUCACUUCAAUUUUUAUUCUAUUUUGUUUAACUCACAGACCCAUCAGCAAGGGAACAGCCCUCUAGCUCUAUGGCCAAUAAGAAGGAGUUACAAGGU
Molecule: messenger RNA, 2135 nt
Organism: Porites lobata
Lineage: Eukaryota; Metazoa; Cnidaria; Anthozoa; Scleractinia; Poritidae
Source: the annotation of a GenBank genome assembly